GCAAAGGUACUUUUUAAUUUUCUACAUGUGCAUAUUUUUGUUUUUUUUAUUUUUUGAAUUUAUUUGGUGAAAAAUAAGAUCUGAAAAUUGUUAAUUGUCUACGAAUUUAUGGUACUGAAUAGAAGAUGAGUAGAAAAAUAGAAGAAGAACAGUCACCUUUUUUGGUGCCGUCAAAUGUCCAGUUGUUCGGCUUUUACCAGUGGAAUGAAGCAAAGAGGCGUAAUAAAAAGGGUAGUAAAAGUGUGACUAGAUGUGUAAAGAAAUAUCCUGUGAUAAAAGAAAAAGAAACUUCAAUUGUUGCACCAACGGCCAUUACUGACGUCGAUCCUGGUUACUUCACUGAUCUUGCCGGUCGUCCAAUCCGCGAAAAGUUCUCAAGGCGUAAAUAUGUCGAGCAAGUUAACAAAGUACUCAAAACAAGACUCGUCGCUGGGUACAAUCGGGAUCAUUGCAUUAGGAUUGACCAGCAGUUUGAUGAGGAAAGCAAAAGAUUUAGCGACAUUGAGGAUCGUUAUCGCGAGUACAGUAACGCCUUUGAAAAAUAUUUGUCUGACGACCAUGAAGCCAGUAUGAAAGUGUUGGAAGAAGCUGAUCAGGAAGCUCGAAAUAGCAGCAAGAUGAUUUCAAAACGGGACCGAUUGUUCAAAGAAUUUGGACAAGUCAGAUUGGAAGUGUAUCAGUGGCGGGAAAUGUGGCGUGAUGCCAAAAUGUGUCAUGAUUUUAUCCGAAAAGUUUUUUCACCACCUCAACUUAAUGCUGCUACUGCUACUGCUGCUGCUGAUGAUUCUGUUUGUAAAGAAGAUGAAAAAUCAGAUAAUUAUGAAAGUGAAUCAUUUGUUUAUGAAGAACCAGCUGCUAAGUCAUCUCUCGAGUGUCUCGUAGAGUCAUUCGAGGAAGAGAUCAGCGAUAGUAAUCUUGGCUCCGGAGACAUAACUGUAGAGGAUCCUCUGGAGUUGUCACGAAUUUUUUCCGAAAUAGAAUCGCGAAAUCUCGACGCGCUUAUUCAUCUGGAAUCUCUGGCCAAACCCAUGGAAGAGAUGACGACGGAUGUCGCUAAAACAGAAGAACUUAUAAAAAAAGAAAUUGGAAUCAUUGAAGAAAAUAUCAAAGAGCUCCAGUCUUUGAUCGAAGCCUGCGAACAAAGAGCCGCUAAUCUGAAGGCUUACGCGGAUUAUCUUCUUCAGCAAGUAUUCCGAGAACUUGUGUGCUCGGAAUCAGUUCUCUAUCUCCAAGUUUUUAUUGAAGAUACGUACGAAAGCUGCGUGGGACCGAAUCACGCAAAGUUGGACGGGUUCACAAUGAUGCGGACGAUAGAAAAGAUUUACGAGAGUCUCAAUAUGACUUUGGACAAUUUACCAGCAGACAUUGUCAGGCAGUGCGAGAAAGAAGGAUUUACUCAAGAGAUUAAAAUAAUGCGAGAAGCUGAGGAUGCUGCUCAAAAGUUCAAUCUUAUGCAUCGACUGCUCGCUGCACUGGAGCGAAUAAUGGAACCUCCUGAAUUUAAUUUAAAAACUAAAACUACAGAUAAAGAUGAUGAUAAAUCAUCCAAGCAUGAUAGCAGAACAAAGUCAUCGGCAUUAACACCGCCAACAUCAUCUCGAUCUUCUCUUAUUGCAAGACAAAAAAAUUUACAACUAAAGCAGCUAACAAUGCCCAGAAGAUCUCGGGGAUUUUUUUCAGAUGAUAAAUCUCUCGAUAGCGAAAUCCAAGAUCUUACUUUCGAAUUUAAAAAACUCGCCGAAGACAGAAAAAUACCAGAGAAUCUGCCUUCGGAUGCCAGACGGCAAGACUGUCGUGAUUCAAUUUAAUAAUUCUUAUCAUCGCUCGCUUUUACAUAAAUUAUAUAUUUAUAUGUACACAUUUUUUCCUCAUAAGAGUUGUCUUUAAGAAAAACGUAUAAUUUAUAGCGUGGGAUGUAGGGAAAAGGAAAUGUCUUGCAUCACGCAACAUGCGUAGGCGCCCAAUGUUCCGGUAGAGAACAACUUAUCGCCUUUAUUUAUAAAAAAUGUCAUCAAUAAUUUUCCACUCGAGUUGUAAAAUUUAUCAGUUUAUAUAUUUAAAAAAAAACAAAAUUCGCAGUCCAAAUAUUACUUUAUAAUACUUACUAUUAUGAAUUAAGAGCGUAAAGAUAAAUAAUCCGUCUACAUAAAUAUCGAUAUACAAUUAAUUAUAAAAUUUCAUUGUUUGUUUUUUGUUCCUUUUUUUAUAAUUAAAUUACAAUGGUUCUAAUUAUCAAUCAAUCACAUUAGCAUUUUUCACGCGCAGACAUACUGAAGAUUUUAACGCGUAGAUAAAUAGAUCGAUUGGUUAAAACUUUAGAUAAAAUAUUAAGACUAAUAAACACAACAAGGGCAAGUAUUAUACAUAUACAUAUACAUAUACAUAUACAUAUAUAUAUAAUAAUAAUAAUAAUAAUAAUAAUAAUAAUAAUUUUCUUAUUACACUUCGUUAUAAAAACAACUUACGCGAGGAUUCUUAUCAUCUAGGACUCGAGUAUUUUUGCGACCGCAAAUAAGCGAGAGAAGUCGACCACCAUCGGCAAUUAAUUUGAAUUAUCUAAUGACGAAAAAAAAAAAAAAACACAAGAUAAAUCACUACUCGAUAUGUCAUACGUAAGCUCUAAUUAGCAUAUUAAAUAACAAGAGUGCGCUAAAAAUUUUAAGUGAUAAGAGUAAUGAUAAUUAAACGACGGAUGGUCUACUUGCUCUUUCUUAUUUGACAAGCAAUUUUAAAUGUACACAAAUUAUUCUAUAGCCGCGUUUUUUUUUACAUUACGGACCAGUGUUUAUAAUUAUUAUUAUUAUUUAUAUUUACAUUUGAAUAUUACCAGACA
Molecule: messenger RNA, 2833 nt
Organism: Microplitis mediator
Lineage: Eukaryota; Metazoa; Arthropoda; Insecta; Hymenoptera; Braconidae
Exons: 6
Coding region: 126-1808 (560 amino acids)
Source: RefSeq, a predicted model, not a curated record